Molecule: messenger RNA, 1743 nt
Organism: Amphibalanus amphitrite
Lineage: Eukaryota; Metazoa; Arthropoda; Thecostraca; Balanomorpha; Balanidae
Product: lys-63-specific deubiquitinase BRCC36-like
Exons: 5
Coding region: 405-1322 (305 amino acids)
Biological process (GO): double-strand break repair
Cellular component (GO): BRISC complex; BRCA1-A complex
Molecular function (GO): polyubiquitin modification-dependent protein binding; metallopeptidase activity
Source: RefSeq, a predicted model, not a curated record
AUGGGGCGUGCAUGGGGCGUUCAACCUACCCUGGGCGUUUUACACGGUUCUCCCUUAAGUGGAGUCGUGAUGCUAUGCUUGUGAAGAAUUUGUUGGUACAUGCACUUGUAUUCUCAUUGAUUUAGAGCAUUAAACCUUGAAACACAGUAUUUUUUUUAAACGCUUUUUUGUCUUUUUUUUUCUUGAACCGCUUAUUCAAUCAGCUCUAAAACUGUCAAAUUUAUUAGCUUGAUAGUAGCCAUUAGUUCUAUGUCUUCUAGCACCUGCAACAUUCUCAUUUCCCUAAUGAGUAACACCAAAAUAGUGAGGUGGAGGACGGAGGGGUGUGCUGCGUAAUCUCUGCCAAAGCACUGGUGCGACUGGACAAGCGGAAGGACCGUGUUGAGAUCUCGUCGCACCAGUUGAUGUCAGGGGCGACGGAGGCGGAGCGACUGGCGGUUGAGCUGCGUCGCACGGUGCGCGUGGUCGGCUGGUACCACUCGCACCCGCACAUCACCGUGUGGCCGUCUGCUGUGGAUAUCGAUACACAGCACGCCUACCAGAUGAUGGACGAUGGCUUCGCAGGCCUCAUAUUCUCUGUAUUUCCCAAAGACCAGAGUGCUGGCGUGCAGGCGGCCUGCUUUCAGUCAGUGGCAGAUGGAACUGGAGCGCUGAAACGAAAAGAUGUGCCCGUCUGCGUAGAGCCGUCCCGCACGAUCGCACCCCAUUGUCUGCGCGCGCUCUCAGGACUGCCUGAGGCUCUCCGCGAGGAGGAAGUGGCUAGCUACGAUGCAGUUCGGCCCGCCUCUAAUAGCGAUCAGCUUACAGAGAUGCACAACCAGGCUGUACUGGUCAGCAACAUCACCCAGCAGCUGGGCUUGCUGACGAUGCCGCUGCUGCAAAUGAUGGAGAACAGGCUGGAGCGCAAUCAGCGUCAGCUGCGGCGACUGUUGGCCGAGCGUGACUCGCUGGCCGAGCGGCUCGGCAGUGCUGCCGUCAAACGCGAGCCGAGAAAAGCAGACGUGGACAGCGGUGCCGAAACCGAUUUGCGUCUGUCAGACGACGAGACCGGCGGCGCCGCCCACAGUCCCUCCUCGGAGGACACCGUCUACCUGCAGUCCGCAGCUGAGCGAGAACUGGGCGUGUCGUCCACGCGCCGUCCGCUGAAGGUCGAAUCGGACUCUGACUCAGACUCGACUGUCAGUCUGGAGCUGGCCCGCUCCCGCCGCCAGCCACGGGUUAAACGAGAACGGGACUCGGACACGGAAGAGCUGCCGACCGAGUCGGAGGGAGGCCGGCUGCGGCGGAGGCUUACGGUCGUGAAGGAGGAGCCGGACUUGUAAGGUGGGUAUCAGGUUUGUGUUGUCCGAGCAUCGACGAUACACAGCGAAGGACCAGUGAUGCCUUAUGGCGAGUGAGGAUGGACGAGUAACGUGUGAGUCGAUCGGGAAGGUGGUUGAUCAGGGAGCUGUCUGCUGCGAAGCAGGAACGUGAUUGAUGUACACGAGACUCAGACAGAGAGCAAAGCUGAGUGGCAGUCGCGGAAUUUGUGUCUGGGCCCAGGGGUGGUGAUCGUUGUGACUAGGGCAGACAUUCGUAAGGCAACAGAAGAUGUCGUUAUGAAAGAAACGACGGGCGUCGCUUACCCAGCUGCUCAAUUUGCUGUGAUAUUAAUAUGUGUUCAGUAACUUGUACUUUGUAUGCAAAUGCAUCCUGUUCAACCGCGCCUUUCGCGUCAUCACAAUACAGUUUUUGUGAAGUAUA